GACAAAUUUCAUUGGAAAGUCUGAUGUUUCCUGCUUCUCAGGCACAGAGGCUUUUGGGGGGGCUCACCGGGAAAAUUAUACUUCAAAUUAUACGUCUUAAAGGCGUCUGUCGGAAUUACAGCGGGGCGAGUUUGGAACUAGAUGAUGUUUUAAUGCUGUAGAAUGAAUUUUCCUCGCCGGAAGUAGGAAAAGAGAUGAAACCUACAUCAAAGUCCUACAAGUGAUCCAGGAUGAGCCAGAUGUACACUUGAAAUGGUAUUUUGGAGGCCCUUGAAAUAAUUGGACCUCUGGCCUUUUUUUUUAUGACCUUUGCCUUUUGAAUGCUGACAGCUACAAGGAUGGAUAUGCCAGCCAGCUGCCCGAAUGUCAGUAUACCUUGUCACAACGAGCAGAGGGACAAGAGGAAGCGUUUUACAGUUUAUAAGGUGAUGGUUACUAUUAGAAGACGGGAAUGGUUUGUGUUCAGAAGAUACGCAGAGUUUGAUAAACUCUAUAAUACAUUAAGGAAACAGUUCCCAUCUGUGAACUUGAAAAUUCCAGCCAAGAGGAUAUUUGGGGACAAUUUUGAACCUGAGUUCAUCAAGCAAAGAAGAGCAGGGCUACAUGAGUUCAUCCAGCGCAUUGUGUCACAUCCUCAACUUUGCAACCACCCAGAUGUGAGGACCUUUCUACAAAUGGAGAAAAUGCAAAACUUUUCUGAUAGCUCCGAGGAUGAGGAUGAUAAACAUAACUCUACCUCCAGAAACAUUAACCUGGGACCCUCUGGAAAUCCACAUGCCAAACCUACAGACUUUGACUUCUUAAAAGUCAUAGGAAAAGGGAGCUUUGGAAAGGUUUUCUUGGCAAAACGGAAACAUGAUGGCAAAUAUUAUGCAGUCAAGGUUCUACAGAAAACGAUAAUUGUCAACAAAAAAGAGCAAAAACACAUCAUGGCAGAACGCAAUGUGCUCCUGAAGAAUGUGAAGCACCCAUUCUUGGUGGGGCUUCAUUAUUCUUUUCAGACCGCAGACAAGUUGUACUUCGUCUUGGACUUUGUGAACGGAGGAGAACUGUUCUUUCAUCUUCAAAGAGAGCGAACAUUUACAGAGCAAAGAGCAAAAUUCUACAUUGCUGAAAUGGCAAGUGCACUGGGAUAUCUGCAUUCUCUCGACAUUGUGUACAGAGAUUUGAAGCCAGAAAAUAUCCUUCUUGACCACGAAGGCCACAUCGUAUUGACAGACUUUGGAUUGUGCAAAGAGGGCAUUUCUCAGGCGGAUACCACCACCACAUUUUGUGGAACACCUGAGUAUCUGGCUCCAGAGGUCCUGAAGAAGCAGCCGUAUGACAACACUGUAGACUGGUGGUGUCUGGGUUCAGUGCUGUAUGAAAUGCUCUUUGGCCUGCCUCCAUUCUACAGCAGAGACACACAUGAGAUGUAUGACAACAUCCUCCACAAAGACCUGGUAAUGCGACCUGGUGCAUCCACCAUGGCCUGGUCUCUCCUUAUGGGCUUACUGGAAAAAGAUGGCACUCAGAGACUGGGGUCCAAGGAGGACUUUAUUGAGAUAAAAUCACAUUGCUUCUUCUGCUCCAUCAACUGGAAUGAUCUUGAACAGAAGAAGAUCCCUCCUCCAUUUACACCAAAUGUGAGCUCUUUCGGUGAUAUCUCAAACUUUGAUCCAGAGUUCACAGAUGAGAUGGUCACCAACUCUAUCUGUUGGCCUCCAGAACUUUCUAUAGUCAACGCCAGUGUAAUGGAAGCCGAUGAUGCCUUUGUGGGCUUCUCUUAUGCCCCGCCUUCUGAGGAGUCAUUCCAAUGACACAUUCCCAGUAACUUCUUGAACUGCCUUAAUCAGGUUAAAUUUUUGUUUAAAGGAUAGAAUUCCAUGAGGACAGUGGAUGAACCCACUGUGAAACCAAAGCGAGCAACUGAGGGGGAAACAAAGCACUUAAAUUUUGGACAGAACAAAGUGUGUCAGAAAAGCCUUUUUAUUUUUUACCAGUUUUGUAUUUGUACAGAUAACAAAUGUUUUAAGAAAAUAUCUAUGAAGGCCUUCAUCAGUGUAUGAUGACAUAUUCUAAAAUGAUCAAAAUCUUUAAAUUUAUUCUUUAAUGAAUAGGUUCACAUUUUUACAACCCUGUUUAUAUGAAAACAUUGUUAGCAAUCGUCUGAGUGCACCACUCAACUUUAAUGGUUCCUUCAUUUGAGAUAAAUCCUUUUUUAGGGAGGAAUGAGUGAUUCUAAAUGGGAUAGUCAUCCAGGAGUUAGACAAAUCAAAGUGUUCAAAUAGCAGCAAAAUAAGGAUAGAAAACAAAUUUGUAGUCAUUGGCAUGUCAGUUGUACAAAAAAGUCUGAAGAAAUAUGUCCAGCUUGUUUUCCCCCCUUCUUAUUGUAAUGGUUGAUAAUAACCUACACCAGGUUGAGAAGUUAGUCGGUUUCUUUAUAGCACAUGUGGCACAUGGUUAAAUAGUCCCUAUAAAAAUUUAAAGGGGAAUGUCAACAUUUUUAAACCUAGGCUUUUUUUCCAUGUUAUGGGGUUCAUUGUUUGUUGGGACAUGAACAGAUUUAAUCAGUGCUAAAUUGAUUUAGAAUAAAAAAAAUACUGUCACUGUCCUAUCUGGCUAUAUUGCCAACAAAACAUAUUAUCCAAUUUUUAUGUUUGGGAAAACUUGGCUAGUUCAUUUACAGCUUCAUUAAAAGUGACCUAUUGAUGCAGAGGUAUUUCUUUGCCAGCAGUUUUUGUUUUUUGUUUUUUUAUAUAUAUAUAUAUGAUUUUUCUCAUACAGCACAAUUGUUAAAGAUGAGUACAGCACUCAGGGGGCUGAUUGCCAUCUAACGUUUCAGCAUGUUGUAAAAAAGUGAGCUGGACCUUUUAUUAAAGUUAAUAAAUUGUUGCUUAAAUUUACAAAGCUGUUGCCAUUUGACAGUUGGGUGGAAAUGUGUCUGUACUUACUGUAAAACAAACAUUCAUUUUAGGUUAUUUUAACUUUAAGCUGGAGAUAAGGAUUACUUGAAAGACCUAUGAAUGAAGCAUUCUGGGCUUUAGGUCAUUUAUGUAAAAUACAGGUUUUCUGUUUCUGCAGUGAACAUACAGUUUGUCUUUACUUCAUUUGUUUUCUUUGUAUGUGUUUACUCCUUUGCUAAUCUAACACAUUUAUUCAUCUUGACACAAAUUAGAAAUCUGCAAGGUUUGCCUUAAGAUUUGUAUUUCUGCACAGUAAUAAAAAAAAGAUGGAAAAAUGUA
Molecule: messenger RNA, 3224 nt
Organism: Thalassophryne amazonica
Lineage: Eukaryota; Metazoa; Chordata; Actinopteri; Batrachoidiformes; Batrachoididae
Gene: sgk3
Product: serum/glucocorticoid regulated kinase family member 3
Exons: 17
Coding region: 321-1799 (492 amino acids)
Biological process (GO): protein phosphorylation
Molecular function (GO): phosphatidylinositol binding; ATP binding; protein serine/threonine kinase activity
Source: RefSeq, a predicted model, not a curated record